Molecule: messenger RNA, 546 nt
Organism: Chenopodium quinoa (quinoa)
Lineage: Eukaryota; Viridiplantae; Streptophyta; Magnoliopsida; Caryophyllales; Amaranthaceae
Exons: 1
Coding region: 1-546 (181 amino acids)
Source: RefSeq, a predicted model, not a curated record
AUGUCAAACCUUGUCAAACUUGAAUUCGUGGCCCUUGAUAUCACUGGAAAGAACUAUUUAUCAUGGGUGUUAGAUGCUGAAAUACACCUAGAUGCUAAAGGCCUUGGUGAAACCAUUAAGGAGGGUAAUAAAGCAACACUCCAAGAUAAGGCAAAGGCCAUGAUAUUCCUUCGCCAUCACCUCCAUGAAGGACUCAAAAAUGAAUAUUUAACUGUGAAAGACCCACAAAUCCUUUGGAGUAAUCUAAAGGAAAGGUAUGACCACCAAAAAACGGUGAUACUAACUAGAGCUCGUUAUGAUUGGUUGAAUUUGAGAUUGCAAGAUUUUAAAUCUGUUAGUGAAUAUAACUUAGCUAUGGUUAAAAUCACUUCUAAGUUGCAAUUAUGUGGAGAAAAUAUUACUGAUUCAGAAAUGCUUGAAAAGACAUACUCCACUUUCCAUGCAAAUAAUAUUGUCCUGCAGACACAAUAUAGAGAAAAAGGUUUUAAAAAAUAUUCUGAAUUAAUAUCUUGUCUUCUUGUGGCUGAGCAAAAUAACGAGCUUUAA